Messenger RNA from Ambispora leptoticha, 534 nucleotides. NCBI's taxonomy places the organism in Eukaryota, Fungi, Glomeromycota, Glomeromycetes, Archaeosporales, Ambisporaceae. The record is from the annotation of a GenBank genome assembly.
AUGGCAUACACAAAUAAAGAACAAGCAAGUGAACGCGCGAACAAUUACCGCAUUACACUUCAUAAAGAUGGAAAAUGGUAUGCAGUUGAUGUGCAUGAUGGCAGAAGAGAUUCUUUUUCUUCCCAAGCAGAAGCGUGGGAACAAGUUAAAAAAUGGGCCCAUGAAGGAGAAGGCAAAAGUGCGCAUGUGUGGAUUCACGAAAUUUGGGAAACUACAUCUUUUCGUAGUGAAUUACAAGAGGACAAUAAUAACUACUAUGUUAAGGCUGAAUUACCAGGUAUUUCUAAAGAAAAAAUUGAUAUUGAAUUAGUUAAUAAUCAGUUACGAAUUCAUGCUGAAAAGGAAGAGGAAAAAGAAACAAUUAAUAAAAAAUAUCACUUUUCGGAAAUUAGUUAUGGUUCCUUUACUCGAACUUAUAAUUUACCUCGGGCUGUUAAUAGUCAAGGCAUUAGAGCUGAUUAUAAAGAAGGGAUGUUAGUUAUUACUGUUCCUAAAUCUGAAGAAAGUAAGGGAAAGAAAAUUAAGAUAAGUUAA